This is a messenger RNA of Tilletiopsis washingtonensis, 1920 nucleotides long. RefSeq lists its product as hypothetical. The transcript is spliced from 9 exons. Gene Ontology annotation, cellular component: membrane. The coding region runs from base 1 to 1920 and encodes 639 amino acids. The record is from RefSeq and is a predicted model, not a curated record. NCBI's taxonomy places the organism in Eukaryota, Fungi, Basidiomycota, Exobasidiomycetes, Entylomatales.
AUGUCGCUCUCCUCUCCGGCACCGGGCCAGGGUGCCGCGGGCGCGCCACCACGGCCCGUCUCUGCGCUCUUCGAUGCGCCGGGCGCGCACGAGGAGCGGCGUGUCAAGAAGGCCGGCAUGCUGCGGCUGCCCGGCGGCACCCCGGCGCUCGUCGCGUUUGGCAUCUCGCUCGUCGCCUUCACCGUGCAGACCGAGGCGGCGCAGUACGUGCAGCAGGGCCUCGGCUACCGCAAGCCGUUCCUGUCGCUCUACCUGGGCCACUCGUCGUUCCUCUCGCUGCUGCCGCUGCAUCUCCUCUACCUGCGCCUGCGCCACCCGUCGCUGCCCCUCUCGCACCACCUGCACCUCAUCGCGCAGAACCUGCACUGGCAGCUCUCGCCGCGCACGACGAGCCUGCCGCCGACGGCCGAACGCGUGCGCCGGCGCCUCAGCAGCAUCGGCAGCCUGGGCCGCAGCAGCAUCGCCUCGGACGAGGGCGGCUGGGCCGUCGAGGCGGCGCGCGAGCCCCGCGAGCGCGCUGCGCCGCGCUACGACGGCUGGCUGCAGGAGACGUGCGGCUUCGAUCCGUUCCGCCUGCUGGGCUUACUCGCCGUGCUGACCGUGGGCAUCACCGUGCCGGCCCUGAGCUGGUACUCUGCCGUGCCGCUGACGACCAUGGCGGACGUCACGACCAUCUACAACACGUAUGCCGUAUGGGCGCUCGUAUUUUCGAUCUAUUUCCUCGGCGAGAAGUGGGAGCGGCGGAAAGUGCUCGCAGUGCUCCUGGCCGUCGGCGGCGUGGUGCUCGUCGCAUACGGAGGCGCCGAGCACCGGCGCCGGCUACGCGAGCCCGAUCCGGUAUACGGCAAGCCCGGCGACAACUCGACUACCACCGUGGCAGCUCGGAGUCUCUACGCUUCGCUGCUCUCGCGAGCUGAAGAGGCGCCAACCGACGAUGACGCUACGCGGAAAGGCAGCAAUCCCGUGCUGGGCGCACUGCUCAGCUUCGUCGGCGCAAUGACCAUGGCGGGGUAUGAGAUGGCCUUUGCGCUGCUGGGCAAGCUUCCCGACGAGGCUGCGCAGGCAGCGCGGUAUGCCGCACGCGCGGCCCGACGACCGACGGCGCGCGGCAGCGUCGUCGAGUACUCGGAGAGCGAGGGGCUGCUCGAUGGGCAAGAGGAGCAGCACGUCAUCGGCGACGACGCAGAUGAGAGCUUUGGCGCUGCAUCGCCCGCCAAGCCAGAUCGCCCUCGCAAGCUGGGACACCUGGACGCGGCGCGCGUGUCGACGCAGCGCGUGGAUGACGAAGACUCGCAGAGCGAGACGAGCAGCACCGUCGACGGCGCCAGUGCCAGCUCGAUCUCUGACGACGAAGUGGAAGAGGUGCAGCGCGGCAGCACGCGCCUCAGCCGCGCUCGCUCCGCUGCCACGCUGCCGUCUGCCGCUCGCAAGACUCGGCCGUCGGUCGUCGGCGUGUUCGACCAAGAUGGAGGUCCUGCUGCUCCGCCGUCGCCGAGACCAGUGCGGCACAGGAGCGACUCGGUCACAGAGUGGAUCCCGCCGCCACUUCCGUUUGGUCUGCACGCCAAUCUCAUGACCGCCGGCAUCGGCGGCACAACGCUGCUGUGUCUCUGGGUCGGCAUCCCCAUCGCCCACACGCUCGGCUGGGAGACGUUUGAGCUGCCGCACAACUGGACGACGGUCGGCUGCCUGCUCCUCGUGAUGGGCAUGGGCGUCAUCUUCAACUCCUGCUUCAUGAUCCUCCUCGCGCUGUGGGGCCCCGUGCUGGCAAGUGUCUCGUGCUUGCUGACGACUGUGCUAGUCUUCUUUGCGGACCUGGCGCUCGGACACGAGUUCCGCUGGAUCAGCUUGCUCGGCUGCGUCACGAUUGCGGCCGGCUUUGGCGUGCUGGCGUCGGGCGACAGCAUGGCGCCCCAUUGA